AUGGAGAGAGCACCGAUUAAGGGACCUCUACGGUCGCACAUGAAAGAGAAGCUGCGCGUCAUGUGUCUGCACCGCCUGAGUGCAGACGAGUACGAGGCGCUGCUGCUGGACAUGCAGAGGGCGCUGUAUGAGGAUGCCGGUGAUGAUGAUGCGCACUUGGAGCCACCCCUCCCCUCGGGCUAUCAUAGCAUGGAGGAGGAGGAGGCAUACCAGCAGGGCAUGGAGGAUGCUCAGAUCAUGGACGCACUCGCUUAUCAGCAGGAGGCAAUGGUGAUCUGCCCGCUGUGCAAGGCCCGCCCUCUGCGCAUGCAUGGUGCCACCAUUGAGUGCUCCUGUGGCCAUUUCUCCCUCCACACACACCAUGACCAUGUGACUUUAGAGCAUCUGGCAGCGCGGCUGCAGGAGGUGACGUGGCAGCAUGCUGUGGACUGCCCUGCGCUGCCUUCUUUCACGCUUCACAGGACCCACGGCGUCACAGCCCUCCUCGCCCACUGCCAUGCAUGCCCCUUCUUUGAAAUAGUGCUGUAG
Closterium sp. Yama58-4 is the source of this 528-nucleotide messenger RNA. Lineage: Eukaryota; Viridiplantae; Streptophyta; Zygnematophyceae; Desmidiales; Closteriaceae. The record is from the annotation of a GenBank genome assembly.